This is a messenger RNA of Rhagoletis pomonella (apple maggot), 7682 nucleotides long. RefSeq lists its product as uncharacterized. Bases 102 to 6785 code for a protein of 2227 amino acids. The transcript has 7 exons. The record is from RefSeq and is a predicted model, not a curated record. Gene Ontology annotation, molecular function: protein binding. Lineage: Eukaryota; Metazoa; Arthropoda; Insecta; Diptera; Tephritidae.
GUAGUGUAUGCAAAUUGUGGAAGAUGAACACAAUCGUUUUGGGGAUUCGCACUUAAUCGUCAGAGUUUCUAACGGAUUUUCUUUUAAUCGUCCCGCUGAAAAUGUCCAAGCACUCCGAUAUUGACAACCUACGAAAUGACAUUUACGAAAAUCUGCCCUGCCAGGCAAUGUACAAUGAAGCUGUUCGCAAAAUACAACAACAGAAAUCUUCCCAAUCGACUACCAACGACACAGUCGCCGCAGCCGUGGCUAAUAAUCCACUGUCACAACAACUUCUAUUAAAUAACAUCAGCAACCAAAAUGCUGCCAAUUCCAAUCCCAGUACAAACGCCACCAGUUUGACAAGCAACGCCAAGCAACGCCAACAGUCUUCGCCCUUAUCCCUGCAGCAGCAAACUAACAACAAACACUAUGCAACCAAUAAUAUGUCCAAAGAGAUGCUCUACGCUACACCGCUACGCAAAUCGGAUCGUUUUAAAAGCGGUGAACGCAUGCGCUUUAACAGUUCCGGCGCACGCCCACAUUCCGGCGGUACCAAUCAUGAUGCUCACGAUACCAAGUUGUCCAACCUAAUGGAAUACAAACAACUCAAUUCGAAAGAUUUGUCGCGUUUGUGUAGUCGUAAUGGCAACGCCAUACCCGUUACCGAUCUCGAUGACGACAUGGCUUUGGAUGGCUGUUCGUCUAGUGCGCUGGUCGGCGGUUCACAUUACUCGAAUCAGCCUGCCUCUUUGCCACCUCUGCCCAAGUCCAGUACGCCCAGUCAUCAAUUGGAGGACCGACGCAUUCUCAAUUUCUUAAAGGACACGACACAAUUACAAAAAAAGCUAGAAGUUUCCGGGCGCGAUUGUCCUAAUGCCGGCUUCUCCAAUUUGGCACGCGAAGAACACUUUGCCAAUUUGAUGCAACAAAAUUUCCCCAUUGAAACGACGCGUAGCAAUGGUGGCGCUAGAGCAGAUGCCAGUGAAGAGCACAGCCUUAGUACCACCGCUGAUACAAGUGAGUCAGUAUUAACGGAAACUGCUGAUAAUUUGGAAGUGCUAAUGCAAAAGAAGCUUUCGCCUGACAAAGAAGUGACUGGUAUUGUGUCUAGCAGUGGUUCUCAAAGUCAAACAUUGACCGCGCGGCAUUGUCAACCAGUGUAUAUACACCGCGAAUGGGUGCUAAAGAAGAUAGCACUAUGCUUGGAGCAACGCACCGCAGGCAAGAAGAACAUACCAAGUCUACUGAGCGCUAGCAAUGCAGGCAAGAGCGAAGCUGUUGGAGGUUUUAUGGCUGCGCGUGCAAAGGCCGCUGCUAUAUCUAGUUCUUCUUACAACGGUUGUCUUGUGUUGGGCUCUAACGGCUCAGGGAAGACUUCCAUCUGUCAAGCCAUAAUGAAUGGCAACUCUGGCACCAAAGGCAUACUAAAUCGCAAAUUACUCGGCUGCUAUCUUAUCGAAUCACAGAACCCCGAAUGUCAUAGCCUUUCGUUAUUUAUACGCAAAGUGGUGCUACAAAUACUAAGUCAUUCAUCGAUUAUCACCAAGGAUGAAUGUCAACGCGUAAUUGAUGAAGGUUUCUCAUUUCUGCAAGAGGAGGCGCAGCAACAGGAAUCGAAACUCGACGAAGCUAUGAACAAUAUAACAUUGAACGAGAACGUCGAGGAUAUUUUAAUUGCCGAGCUGCGACGUGGAGCCAGUGAUAGUGACGCUGCUGAUAAACCGGAGCAUUUUCAGGAGCGACGCACUUCAACCAGCAACAAGAAGUCAACUAAUGCAUGCAUUAUGCGCCAAAAGUCUGAACCGACACCAGUAGAUGACAAUGCUGCUUCGGGCGAAGAAAAAAGAUAUAACAAUUAUGGCACACAUCCGCCGGCAACAGGCAACAAAAGCAAUGUGAGAGAAUGCAACGAAGAUAAAGACAACGAUACCGAGAAAGAAAAGCGCAACGAAGCGGAAAAAGAGAAAAGUUCACCUUCGACGUCUUCGAAGUGUAGUCCAGGAAAGAAGUCUAAAAUUCCAGUAAAACUCGGGCGCCCAAGCGCUGUUGCUUCGCCGGUCAAGGUUAUUUCCGCCAUCACUCCCAAAAACGGCAUUUCUGCUAUACAGCACGGGGGAGGUGAGGACAUUGCUGACAUGGUAAGCGAAGAACUAAAGAACGAGAUAGAGGCGGCUAUAAAUGAGGAUAAUGUUGACGGAAGCAAGCGCAUAGAGGAAAAGCCGAUAUCCGAUAAAGACGACGACGAAGACGAAGACAAACCAGAGGCAGAUAAGAACCUGCAAGUAGUUCUCAAAGAAUCUAAGCCAAUGAAUGAAAAAGAACACAUCGAUGAGGAAGAUAAAGAAAAUUUCGGCAACCUCAUAGAAUUCGAACAGCAAAGCAACAGGGACAUAGCGGAUAAUUAUCUACAUCCUAGUGGUUUAUCCGUUAAUAUGAAUACUUUACCUCCACCAUUACCAAAGCCAAAAAGUUGUCGCACAGUAAUCGCAGAUGGAUACUAUGAGAUGUUAAUUUCAAACCCAGAAAUACUGGAGUGUUUAAGCGUUGACAACAUCGAGAAGAAUCCAGAUGAAUGUUUCAAAAAGGCGCUACUAUUUCCACUACUUGAGCUUACACCACCCAAAACAGCGCUGCUGCUAUUGAUCGACUCCAUAGAUGAGAACUACAUAAACGAAGGUAAUCUGAUUACAACCUUGAAAGGUGGACGCGGUACGACGACCAACCACAAAAGUCGCAACGUCGCAGAACUGUUAUCCAAUCACAUACAUCUCUUCCCCAAAUGGCUGUUCCUCGUCUGCACCACCAAAAAACAGACUAAGCAAAUUACGCGCAUGUUUACGGGCUUCAAGAAGAUCACAUUGGAUGACUUGCGGAAAUCACAUGUUGUGAAGGAUGUACAAGAGUACAUCAUUAAUAGGUUGAACUCAGACUUUAAAGAUAGUAUUAUGCUCACAAAGGAAAUAAUUGAGUCCCUACAUCAAUUAUAUAUUAAAUCCAAUGGCUGUAUACUCUAUUUGGAGAAAGUAUUGAAUGGUAUCAAGGAGAAUUUCUUCAGUUUUCGCGAGAUCAAAUUGAUACCAUGCACGCUAAAUGGCUUAUAUUUGUACAUUUGUCAGAAGUCGUUUAACAAAAAGCAGUACAUGAAAAUUCGGCCACUUCUAAAUGUACUACUCGCUUCAUCUGGUUAUGUGGAUAAGCUUUUCCUCUUUAAUUGCCUACGUACACACAACUAUGCCAUCGAUACGGACGAGUUUGAGAAACGUUUACAUCUGAUGAAGAACGUUGUUUCUUAUGAUGCCGACCAACAACGGCUGAAGAUUUUCCACAACUCCUUUUCCGACUGGUUGGUCGACGUGAAGUUCGCCACCAAAAAGUUUAUAUGUGAUGUUAACGAGGGCCACGUUAUGGUAUCAAUGUACUACUUGCUGGUCGCCGACACACUGUGCGCCAACAAUGUGCGAAAAUUCGUAUACCAUCUCAUCAAGUCGGGCGAAUAUCUCACCAGUCGCAAUGUGAAUUUAGAUAUAAUACUCAUGUUACUCGAAUCGCGGCUCAAUUUGAAUGAUGCGUUCUAUACGAACCAUUUGAACUGCUGCUCACAGUGUGAAAAUGAUUUUAAACACGAUCCCAAUUUUCUGCCUAAAACGCGAAGUAUGAUUGAGAAAUUUUUGGGCAGCGAUUUGACUGACGAAUUUUCACAGUUUUUGUGCGACUUCUUCAAGCCAAGCUUACCAACAGAUGCGAAAAUACUAAAGUUGUUAAUCGAGACGGGCAUCAAUAAUGCAGAAGCACAGAACUCUUGCGAAUCAUCACUCAUGUCCCCCGAACUCUCAGAAAAAUCGCAAAACAUAGACUUUGAACUAGCUGACUUGUUGAUCUCAAGUGAGAAAUCAUGCAUAGUGGAAACACAACGGCCCACCAGCCCAUCGGAAAAGAGCGAACCACAUCAAGAAAGUCAAGACGAGAAUGCCUCAAGCACACUUCACCAACUCUCCGAUUCCAACCGCAUUGAGUUGCACAAAGGCAAAGCACUCAUACACAUUUUAGCCAAUGAUGGCAAUCACCAGCUGCUCGAACGUGCCCUCAACGCCUGUAAAGGGCCCAUCGAUCUCGAAAUUGAAGACUAUAACGGACAGACUGCACUGAAUAUUGCUGCACGUAAUGGUCAUUUAGACGUCGUUAAGCUAUUACUAAGUUUCUCGCAACCUUGUAACGACGGCACUGGCCGAAUGAAGCGUGUCGAUGUCAAUCACGCUGACCGCGAUGGUUGGACGCCUUUACGUUCUGCUUCAUGGGGUGGCCAUACAGAGGUCGUAAAAUUGUUGAUCUCACAUCCAGCGUGUAAAAUUGAUCUGGCUGACAAGGAGGGACGAACUGCGUUGCGCGCGGCCGCAUGGAGCGGACACGAAGACAUACUGAAAAUACUAAUAGAGUCGGGUGCCGAUGUAAACUCUGUCGACAGGCAGGGUCGUACCUCCUUGAUCGCCGCCUCCUAUAUGGGUCACUAUGAUAUUGUUGAAAUACUGCUGGAGAAUGGUGCCAAUGUUAACCACUUAGAUUUAGAUGGACGCAGUGCUCUCUGCGUGGCUGCUCUAUGCGGCUCCUCAGGCUAUAGUAAAGUUAUAUCUACAUUAUUGGAAUAUGGCGCCAACACUGAUCAACUGGACAACGAUGGCAUGUCACCACUACUAGUGAGUUCUUUCGAAGGCAACGCCGAGGUUUGUGAGCUUUUACUAGAGAAUGGCGCUGAUCCCGAUCUGGCGGAUUUCAUGGGCCGCACACCGCUCUGGGCCGCUUGCACUGCCGGGCACGCCAACGUGGUAAAGCUACUCCUCUUUUGGGGUUGCGGUAUCGAUUGCAUGGACUCGGAGGGACGUACCGUACUUAGCAUAGCUGCAGCGCAAGGAAAUGUUGAGACUGUAAGACAGCUACUAGAUCGCGGUUUAGACGAAACACAUCGCGACAAUGCCGGCUGGACACCAUUGCACUAUGCAGCAUUCGAAGGCUUUCAUGAAGUCUGUCUGCAGCUGUUGGAGUCGGGUGCCAAGAUUGACGAAUGCGACAAUGAGGGAAAGACUGCACUGCAUCUGGCGUCGCAAGAGGGUCGAACCAAGUGCGUACAAGUGCUCCUCGAAAUACAUCCAACAUUCGUCGAUCAGAAAGCACAUGAUGGCAAAACAGCAUUCCGACUGGCAUGCUUGGAGGGCCAUCUAGAAACUCUACAGUAUUUGCUGAAAUUCUGUUGCGAUGUAAACGCCAAGGAUGCGGACUCGCGUACUACGCUCUACAUAUUGGCAUUGGAGAAUAAGCUGGAUAUAGUUAAGUACCUGUUGGAAGUGACCAAUGUCGAUGUUAAUAUACCAGAUAGUGAAGGACGAACUGCGCUACAUGUGGCCGCUUGGCAGGGACACGCUGAGAUGGUUAAAAUGCUUAUAACAAUGGGUAACGCCGAUGUGAAUGCUAUGGACCUGGAAGCUCGCACACCACUGCACUCUUGCGCCUGGCAAGGCAACCACGAUGUCAUGAGCAUACUGCUAUACUUUGGUGCAGUGGCGGAUCAUGCAUGCAAACAAGGCGCCACCGCUUUGGGCAUAUCGGCACAGGAGGGACACGAAAAGUGUGUCAUUGCUUUACUGAAGUACGGUGCUAAUCCAUAUAAGUCAGACCAUUGCGGACGUACGCCAAUAAAAUUGGCUGCCAAAUCCAACCGCACAAACAUACUAAAGAUUUUUGACAACUUUACUAAGAGUGAGAUAUAUGCAGACAAAUGCGAUUCCAACAAUCUAGUCGAACCAGCGAAGUUCCACCCGAAUAUGCUGCGUUCACCCGAUCAGCCACCGGCGCUACCUGCGCACCAAAGUCUCGGUAUAGGUGCACCAUCUUAUCCGCCACACGCUUCGGCUCCCUCAAUUUGCUCGGCGGCAACCACAGCUACUGUUAAUAACAGCAUGAAUAACAAUAACAAUUGCAUGCAAGUUCCAUCAAAUAUACUGAAUGCAUCAACUUCAACUCAUAGCUCCAAUAAUUUCUAUCAGAAUACAAUGCAAUCGGACGCGAGCAGUUUACACAAGCGAAAAAGCGUCAUCUCUAGUCAAUCAACAGGCAGCAGCAAUGAUCAAGCGCCUCUCACUUUCACACAGCAACUGCAACGUCAAACCAAACUCAAUUCACGGAACAAUCCAUUCGUGCAAAAUGCGCCAAUCAUCAGUUCGAAGCAUGGUGCAGCCUCAACAUCUGCCGCCGCUUCCGGUGCAAUGCAGCAACAGCAGAAAGGGCAUCACUCGCAGCGGCACUCACAAUUGCUGCCUGAUCUCAAUGAACAUCACUUUGUUUCUGGCAUUGGUGCCAAUGAGGCUGAUCUCUACGAUAUGGAAUGCAUGUCCCCGCUCUAUGCUACACCACCACAUUCGCCCAGCAGUGAGUUAAGUUCACCCGGUCAGCUACCCUCACUAAAUGCAUUCGAUGAAAUUCCCGGCGCCUCGGGCAAUGCCAGUGGCAAUCACACAAACGGUUGCAGUUCAGGUGGAAAAUCUGUGCUGCCAGAUAACCACUUCGCACGCGAUACUCAUAUGCGCAUAAUAUUGGGUAAUUUAAAGGAGAGCCAACCGAGUUCGUCAAGCAAAAGCAAACGCAGCGGAAUUACAACAAAUCCUGCAAUGCGCCUAAUACGCAGCCGUUUCGAUUCAGCCGCACAGCUAAUACGGCGCACCAACAAUAUGCUCUCAUCCAACAGCAAUCAGGGAUCAUCAAGCAUUGGUGUGAAAUCGGGCACGUUUCAAUGGCGCAAGGAAAGUCAGAUGUAAAUUAUAAAAAAUUCGCGAAUAUUUAAAGAAAACUGAAAUAAACAUACAUACAUAAAUACAUAGUUAUAUAGUUGCACGAAGAAACAUUUAAAUGACCAUAGAAAGUGCAUACGAACUAAGGAUCAACUAUUUUUUGGUUGCACACUCAAACUUACGUAAAUAUACAUGCAUACAUACAGACAUACAUGCAUAGAUAUAACUAAAUUUAAAACGAAAUUAGUUAUAAAUACAUAUAUACAUACGUAUGUACAUCGUCUUUAGUUAAUUAUAAGCGAUUACGACUACGAUUUUAUUUGUGAUAAUUAAAUAUUUAAUUUGAUGUUUAAUUGUAAUUUAUUUGUUUUGUAUGUUUAUGCUUUUAUGUUAUUACUUUUAACUAUACAAUUACAUAAUUCGUAGCAUAAGUCAUUAUUAAAUUAAAUACAUAGAUACAUAAAAAUACAUAGUACUUGCAUAUAUAAAGAAGUUCAUAUACUUACAGUUCAUUCGAACUUAAAUUCAGAUGUCUUAGCGGCAGUGAGAUUAGUAAACUAUUGCUAAAUUUAGAACGUAUUAACUAAACAUAAUUUACUAUUAUAUAUUUCAAUUAAUUUCAACUUACAUCUGUAGAAAUAUUUGAAUGAGUACAUUGCAAAAAAGAGGAAAUAAAGUAGUAAAGUUGCACGCAAGAAAUUAUAAGUUUUAGAUGUAUUAAAAUUAAAACACCAGGAAAUUUGUUGCAAAAACCAAAACGAAUGAGAUUUUCGAAAAUAUCUACAUACAUACUACAUACUUCAUGAAGUUAUUUAAGAAUAAAAAAGUAAAUGAACGAAUAAAAUGAGUUUAAUGAAGUAAUGAAUUUAGGAGCGUACAAAAACACAGUUGAAUUUCUCGUUUGAAGCAAUAUUUACACGUACA